Molecule: messenger RNA, 1170 nt
Organism: Colletotrichum truncatum
Lineage: Eukaryota; Fungi; Ascomycota; Sordariomycetes; Glomerellales; Glomerellaceae
Product: exoglucanase 3 precursor
Biological process (GO): cellulose catabolic process
Molecular function (GO): hydrolase activity, hydrolyzing O-glycosyl compounds
Source: RefSeq, a predicted model, not a curated record
AUGCAUCUUACUUCAGUUAUCACCAUUCUUUCCGCCCUGAGUGUUGUCUCAGCGUCGCCCCGUUUCGGUGCCAAAGGCCAUCACUUUCGUCGCCAGUCCCCCGUGGCAAAGGGCACCAAGAACCCAUUCGAAGGCAAAAAGCUAUACGCCAAUCCAGACUGGGCUGUGAAGCUUGAACAGACCUACGAGUCGUUUGUUGCCCAAGGUGACGCCGAGAACGCUAGUAAAGUUCGGACAAUUCAAGACAUUGGUAGCUUCGUCUGGAUCUCCAACACAGCUACCCUAGGUGAUAUCGACACGGCUAUUGAGCGUGUGCGUGCGAUCAAGAAGGAAACCGGGGAGGACCAGGUUCUCGGCCUGGUGCUGUACAAUCUCCCUGACAGAGACUGCAGCGCCGGCGAGAGUGCGGGUGAGUUUAGCAGCGAGAAGAACGGACUGGAGCUAUACAAGGAAACGUACAUCAAGCCAUACGCUGAGAAGCUGGCUGCCGCGAGCGAUGUUACGUUUGCUGUUGUUUUGGAGCCAGACUCCCUUGCGAACUUGGUGACGAACUUGAACAUUGAGUUCUGCGCCAAGGCUGCACCGAUUUAUGAGGAGGGCAUUGCGUAUGCAAUCUCUCGCUUGCAGUAUGAUAAUGUCAACCUGUACAUCGACGCUGCCCAUGGUGGGUGGCUCGGUUGGGAUGACAACCUGGCACCAUCGGCCAAGCUGUUUGCCAAGGUUGUCCAAAAGGCUGGCAACAGCACCAAAAUCCGUGGCUUUGCAACCAACGUCUCCAACUACAACCCUUUCCACGCCAACCCUCGGGCCAACUACACUGAGUGGAGCAACUCCUACGACGAGAACAACUAUGCACUCUCCCUUUCUCCUCACCUUGAGGCCGAGGGUUUGCCUUCCCGAUUCAUCAUCGACCAGGGCCGUGUUUCCAACAGCAGAAAGGAGUGGGGUGAGUGGUGCAACGUUUACCCUGCCGGCUUUGGAAUUCAGCCUGGCACGCCAGUCAACAACACUCACAUCGAUUCUAUUGUUUGGAUCAAGCCUGGCGGUGAGAGUGACGGACGCUGCGGACUGGAGGGCGCACCAGCGGCUGGCCAGUGGUUUGAUGAGUAUGUUCAAAUGCUCGUUAAGAACGCCGACCCUUCCAUCGUCGCGAGCAAGGCUCGGAAGUAG